This is a messenger RNA of Malaya genurostris, 1674 nucleotides long. Its product is annotated as T-cell activation inhibitor, mitochondrial. Gene Ontology annotation, cellular component: mitochondrion. The coding region runs from base 59 to 1540 and encodes 493 amino acids. The transcript is spliced from 3 exons. The record is from RefSeq and is a predicted model, not a curated record. NCBI's taxonomy places the organism in Eukaryota, Metazoa, Arthropoda, Insecta, Diptera, Culicidae.
CACUGAUAACCAAUUAAAUAAGUUGGAAUCAUUUUACUACGCACAAUUGUUGAUUAUAAUGAACAUUUAUCUGAAAAAAUGUGUGAUACACAACUCUUAUGGGACAGUUUUCUAUCGAAUGAUUAGUUCCUCCGAAAUGGCAACCGCUUUGAGACCGUUUUACUUUGCCGUACAUCCUGACCUUUUCGGGCGCUAUCCUGAGCAAAGGCGUGUUAAUGAAGAUUCCCUUAAAUUACUCAGCGCACACUUGGAAUCACUACUUAGUCAGAGGCAAGUGUUGCCUUCCACACCAAAGCAACUUCCUUUCUACAUUCGAGCAUCCAACUCACCCGAUCAACGCGGGAAAUUUAAUCUUAUAAAGGUGCCACUAGAACGAACCACUGAUACUAAAUUGGUGUUGCGGAAGAUUUUACAAUCCUGCAACCUUUCUACAGAUUAUGUGGACAAAAUGUCUUCGGAGAGCUCUUCCACAAGUGUAAAAGGUCAUCGAUCAAGGUCAAGUUCCGACGACUCACGAGAUAGUUCUUUUGUUCAUCGAAAACGACCGGAUGAGGAUUCUCCAUUCGAGAGUGAAUUCGAUAUAUUUCAGUUUCGAGUCAAAAAAGCGAGAGAAAAUGAAUCGCUAAAAUUUUGGUUACAAAAGCACAUGAUUACGGCUAAUGUACGUACAAAAGGAUUGCAGGAGUUGAAAGAUGAAGUUGAGAAGCUGAGAGAGUCAAUGAUGAAGUUGUUAGAGGUGAAAGACAUAAUUUAUGAUUGUGGAUGGAAUGUUGAGCACUUUCGAGGUUGUCUGAAAAGUUUAGAACGACUAGCAGCGUUGUAUCCCCAAGCUAUGAUUGGUCUGAAAAAUAGAAUAGUUGUGUUUGCGCCAUUCACCGGAGUUAGCUUGGAUGGACACGUCAUGCUUUACACUGGAGACGUCCAAAGGAAUUGGUUGGAUCUUAUUCAACAUAUUGAAAAGCACGAUGCCUAUCUGCGAAAACUUCCUGCGUAUGAGUAUGCGUUGUCACAAGUGCUACGCAAUAUUCGAAUAGGUCGCCGUAAAUUUAUGCCAAAGGCCGAAGCAAUGUCGUACGCUUCUCAUUUGCGCAAGAUAACUACUGCUCUGUUGGAUUAUUUAGGAAAAUCUAAAUAUCCGAAGAGUUGGCCACUGGAUCUUUCGAAAUUUGAAAUCGUUGUGGAAUCAGAAGCAGGACCAAUGAUGGUUAGUCCGACAGGGCAGUUGAUUGUACCGGCAACCUGUCCUGGUUCUUUACUAGUCGACUUUCUGACAACACAUUUGGAAGAAUCACUUGAAAAACAACGAUCGUACAACCAGCAGAAGCACGUAGAACGGGAUUUACACGAGCGCUGUAUGAAACAGUUCCAACUAUUUUCCCUCGAUAAGGAUGAUUCCGUCACACCGGACCGGAUGAUCGAGUGUUUAGAGAAGCUGAUCGCCUCAGACGAAUUAGAGUUGAACGAUAUUCACCUGAACAUAACAACGUACUACUCGGUGCUGAAUGAUGGUACAGUGUGCAUACCAUGGAACUGGAAGUAAAAUUCUUGGUGUGUUGAAUCGCAGCUGCAGUCAAAUUAUUAGGGAUAAGAGAUAUGCAAUAAAAAUAUUCAUAUAUUUACUAAUUGUGUUCUAAAAUAUAGAAUACAAAGACAAUAGUUAGCAAUAAAUUAGUU